Molecule: messenger RNA, 1177 nt
Organism: Tarenaya hassleriana
Lineage: Eukaryota; Viridiplantae; Streptophyta; Magnoliopsida; Brassicales; Cleomaceae
Product: RPM1-interacting protein 4-like
Exons: 3
Coding region: 272-1012 (246 amino acids)
Source: RefSeq, a predicted model, not a curated record
UAUUGUCUAAAUCUUCUGUUCUGCUUCUGUCUGUUUUCCUCUCGGGAAGAGAGUCAAACGUGUUUGGUUUCUUCUUCUUUCUGUCUAAAUCUGCGCAAUAAACAAAAUCUUCACAGUGAUUCACGCUUUGUCUCUUCUGCUUCUCCUGCAAUUUUGAUGUUUCUGGGUAUAUCAAGUUCGAACCCUAGAAAAACUGUAACGAAAUCAUCGUAUUAGUGUUUCCAGAUCGGUUUUUCGUUUCUUGCGUCGCAAGUUUCAGCUUCACUGUUGAAUGGUUUCUGGCUUUUUAAGUCAGAUCACAAGGCAUGAAAAGCACGCAUUUGUCAUAAAAACACACAAACCCUUUCGGUUGCAGAAGCGUCCAAACGUACCGAAAUUCGGGGAUUGGCAGAACGAUACGCCGUUUUCAGUCGUUUUCGAGAACGCGAGGAAGAAAAAGAACCCUCACGACCCGAAAGGGAACCCAGAGUUGCCAUCGAACCAGGGAUCUCCGUCGCGGCAUCCUCGUACUCCGAACCCCACUAGACACGAGCCACCGAAACAGAUCCUGAAACAAGGGUCAAACGGUUUCAGACAGAACAGAGGAGGGGAAGAGUUCAGAAGGUUCGCACCAUCUCCUGCUCAGAGCGACAAGAACAGCACGAGAGUUAGGACUCAGGUUCCUCCAAGGGAAUCCCACAAUAACAAUCGUCCGUAUGGAGGCGGAAACAUCAAUCAGGCCGAGACGAACAGGCGGCCUCCACCACCUCAGAAUCCGAGGCCAAUAGCUAACGUUAGAGGCCAGCAAUAUCGGGCACCUGCAAUUCCUCCAUUUCCGGGGAAAGGUUCGAACUCUGAGAAUUAUACGCACAUUUUCGAGCAAGUGAGGGUGGACAGACACCAAGAAGGAGGGAGGACGUCUGUGGGCAGCACUCCCACUCACCCCAUCAACCACCAUCCCCAUUCUUCUCCUCCCAACAUUAGCCCCAAGCAGAGUUGCUGCUUUCCAUGGAGCCGGAAAGGGAAAUACUGAAUAUAUAUAUAUAUAUAUACACAGACACACACGAGCUUCAAGCCUUUUAUUCAUAUUGUAAUGGAUUUUUUUUUUUUGGUUUUUUUAUUUUCUUGUGUGUUUGUGUUUGUAUGGUGAAAACUGUUGGAGCAUCUUCAUCAUACUUUAUAUUACAUCUACAUAUUG